UGCUUAGUCUUAUGAAUCAGACCCCUGCCUCGACGGGGUCGUCACCUCCGGCCAAUGGUCAAGGCGCCGCAGUGCCAGGUUCAUCGCAGUCGGUGUCAGCAGCACCCACUCAACCGCCACCGAACGCGGCCUUUGGCAUGCAGUUCCUCUCGGCCUGGUCGGAGUUUUCAAGUGGAUUAUUCAUCAGGGACAGGGAGAAGUUCGAGGAGUAUUGUUCGGAUGUGCUAGCAAUUGCUGCAAAGGCCGGCGCGAAGGUGCCAGAGGAGGCGUAUGCUCCCACACGUGUAGAUCAAGCGGCAACACAAGUUGAUAGGACCAGUGAGGCGCUUAGGCUGGCACAGCUGCGGCAGCUACAACAACAGCGGAUGGCUACUGGUCAACAACACCAGCAGAAUGUCGCUAAUGGACAGCAACAAAGUCAAGGCGUGCCACGGCAAUCGGGAGGUGCCAGUGGGAGCUCUACGAUUGCACAGAAGAUAUCUGGCUGUGCUGACAUUGCAGAGGCCACUGCAGAGACCCUCGACUGUGACCAACUGCACAGGUUCAUGGCUUUGACAGUUCUCACCAAGCGUGGGCUGAGCAUCCCAUUGCUGAACCUCGGCCAGCGACUGAUCGGCACGUGGCUCUUAGCUGACUUCUUCAGCAAGAGGGAGCAAGUGGCAGCUUGCCUGAUCAGUAUGGCAUCAGAGGGAAGCAAGAAGGCGUCUGUGGAUGCUGCUGAUAGUAAGGCGUCGACCGGCCUUGCUGAGGGUGGCGCCACUGCAGAGCAUGCAGCAGUGGAGGGGAAGGUGGAGGAGGGAGAGGAGAAGAAGGACGAUGUGGAGAUGACGGAUGCAGAGGAGAAAGAUGGCAGUGGGGAGAAAAAAGAGGCGGAGCGAAGCACACCAUCGGGCGCGGAGGCAUCGGUGGUCAGUGAUGAUUUGGAUGUGACCACUCGGGCAGCUUUGAAUGAUGUACUUGCUUACUUGAAGUCACAGGGAAUGAAGUGGGAGAAAGAGUAUGCUGAACGAUUUGCGGAGUAUCUGACUACUGCAGAUGGCAACCUUUUCUGUCCGCGAUUCAUGAACCGGGAUAAUGCUGGAUCAAUGUCCGUGCUCCUGAAUAACACAGCUGAUUCCACUUUUGACGAGAGGUUCAUCCUCAUACCUAACGCCAAGACUUUUUGCCAGACAUUCUGUUAUGCUGCAACGUGGGCGCCUCUAACGGAUCUCGAACGUAACCUCUCGUGCCUUGUUUUUGGUGAUGCUAGUGGGAGUCCGGGUGCAGUGAUCGUCCACCCUGCUUUUGCUCGAAGCCCUAACGAUAAACGGCCCCAGUCGGCGGGGAGACCACCACAAGCACUGAUGGUAGCAUGCAAUGACGGGACGGGGAAGUUCAGUCAAGCGGCUGUUAUACAGUGGGUCGCGAACUCGUCAGCGGCGUGGAUGCGGUAUGCUAAGGAAUGUAGAGAGAGUAUGAGCUGGAUUCCGAGAGAGCUUACUGGGGUUAUAUUAACAAGGGUUCUGCAGCCUCAGCCCGCGGCAACUCCAGCCUCGACCACGCCUGGGCCAAGGGCGGCUCUAGUUGCUCAACUACAGCAGAUGGGCUCGGCUGCGGCGAUGGCUAUGCUACAGCAGCAGGCUGAGGUGGCCUUGAGGGGAGAGCCUCGACAGCAGGCCCCUGUACGUCACCAACCACCUAGAGAAGCAUCUAGAAGGAGUCGAAGGAUUAAUGACGAAUCGUCGGAAAGCGAGAGUGAGGCGAGCAGCAGUAGUAGCGAUUCGGAGUCCGAGGAUGAGAGCGCAGAGAAUAAGCGUCCGCAGAGUAGUGGGCGCCAUUCGUAUGGUAGGAAGAAACAUAAUAGUGAUGACGAGGAGUGGACCGGAUGAGUUCUUGUGAGGAGGCGAUAACUCUGCAUUGCAUCUACUGCUGUACAUUAUAUGGCUGAAUUAUAUAUUUUCUCAUUG
Perkinsus marinus ATCC 50983 is the source of this 1946-nucleotide messenger RNA. RefSeq lists its product as hypothetical. The transcript has 14 exons. Lineage: Eukaryota; Perkinsozoa; Perkinsida; Perkinsidae. The coding region runs from base 12 to 1868 and encodes 618 amino acids. The record is from RefSeq and is a predicted model, not a curated record.